This is a messenger RNA of Paramecium sonneborni, 6804 nucleotides long. The record is from the annotation of a GenBank genome assembly. Lineage: Eukaryota; Ciliophora; Oligohymenophorea; Peniculida; Parameciidae.
AUGUUGAAUCUUAAUCAAUACAGAUUAACUUAUAUAGUUCCAGAAUUAACAUAAGGAUUACAUUUGACUAAGUUGACAGAUUUGCAAAGUGAUUAAAGUUGGAAUAUUAGAUUUGGGUUGGAAAUUACAUCAAUAAAUUAAGCAGCAAUAGGAGGAGCAUUAUUCACCAUUUAAGGAUAUGGAUUUAAUUAACUCUAUCUUAAAAAUAUAAGAGUUGGAGAUGAUGAAUGUUAAAAAAUAGAUGUAAUUAGUACUGUGAAAAUUUAAUGUAAAAUGAAAACUAAAUUACCUCCUGGUGAAAAUACACUUAUUUUAAAUUAAUUAGAUUAACAAGAUUAAACUACUUUGUUAUCCAAAACAUAUACUUUUAAUGUAAAGGAUGAAAGUACCUCCCCUAAAGUAAUAUCAAUCUUAAUUGAUGGAAUAGAUAAAUUAGAUACAACUUAAAAUGCAAAUGUUUGUAUUGCUGGUACAAUUAAUAUGAGUGUUUAAGGAUAAAAUUUAAAAGGAUAAGAAGUGGCUGUCUUAUUGAUUAGUGAAUCAGAAAUCAUAAUUAGAUCUCCAUCUUAUGAAUAAAUAACUUCUAAUUUAAUCUAAUUAUAAUUUAAAGAUACUCCAGCAGGAAUUUACUAAAUAGAAAUUAAAAUUGAUGAAUUUUAUGUCUAUUUCGAAAAUCAAGUUUAUGCCAAUAUGAUUGUAAAUAUAUAGCAAACACCUAUAAUUGAUACUCCUUCAUUAUCUUAUUAAAGUGGAUAAAUUAUUACUUUUAUUGGUGAAGGAUUCUCCUCUAAUCAUUAAUCAAAUUAAAUCUAAUUUUGUAAAACAACUUGUUAAGUUAUGUCUUCUAGUUUUAAUAAUUUAAAAUUUAUGGUACCUAAAUUAUUAACAUCUCAAUUUAUAUCAUCUUUUCAAUAUUCUAAGAUUCCUCUUAAUGAAUUAAAUUUAUUAGGAGAUAAACUUGAUUUAAUAUAAAAUAUCUAUGAUGAUAUCAUUUUGACAGAAUAUACAUCUGAUUCAUAAGAAACUUGUUUUAUAUAAUUAAAUAUUAAGUAAUAAAUUGUUUUUUUGAAACUUGCUAAAUUACGAUUCUAUCUUAAAUAAGAAUUAAAUUAAAAUAAAUUUAAAAAAAUUAAAAUCUACUAUUAAAAAGAUGAUCAGAAUUGGCAAUAAUUUUAGGAAUUGAAAUAUAUUAGCUAAGGAUGGAAUACUAUAAUACCUGACAUAUAAAUAGAUUCAAUUAGAUCAAUUAAAUUUGAAGAUGAUUAAGGUUCUUUAGGUUCUCAAUGUUCUCUUUCUGAAAUUGAAUUGUAUGGUUGGAUAUAUUAUAAUGAAAAUCUUACAUCAAAUUGUUAAAUUGAUAUUAAUGUAAAUGGUAUAGAAUUAUUUAGUAAUUCUAAUACUGUAAGUUAUAAUUAUCAAAUUCAUCCUAUAGUUAAUACGGUAACACCUAACUAUGGACCAAUAAACUCUGAAACUUUAAUUACCAUAAAAGGUAAUGGUUUUAUAAUUGAUUAAACUACUGUAACAAUAGAUAAUAUUUAAUGUGUUAUAGUGACAGUUUCUAUUACAGAAAUUACUUGUUAAACAGGUAUUAAAACUUUAUUAACAGAUAAUAGUGGAUUUAUUGUAUAAGUCUUGAAUAAUCCAGCUAUAAUUAAAUAAUCAUUUAAGUAUGUUUAAAAAUGGUCAGAUGUUUCAUCUUGGAAUGAUCGACUUCCUAAAGAUUAUUAAUCAGUUUUGAUUGAAAAAUCCUAAACAAUAUUAUUGGAUGUCAAAUAAUAAAUUUUAGAUAGACUUAUUAUUGAAGGAACCUUAAUAUUUUCUGAUGAAUUUGACAUAAAUCUAAUUGUUAAUUCUAUUAUAAUUAGAGAAGGAUCUUUAAUUAUUGGAUCAAAGGAUUAACCAUAUUAACAUUAAGUUACAAUUACUUUUACUGGAUAACAAACUGAUUUUUAAUUUCCUUUAAUUGGUAAUAAGGUUAUAGGAUGUAUAAAAUGUAAAAUUUAAAUGUUUGGCUAGAAAAGAGAUCCAUAUUGGAGUUUCUUAGAUUCAAAAGCAAUAAAAGGAGAUACUAUUAUUAAAUUAAAUUAAAUUGUAGAUUGGAAAGUUGGAGAAUCAAUUGUAAUUGCAACCAGUAGUGUUAAUAUAGAAGAAAAUGAAAUAAGAAUUAUCAAAGCCAAAAGUCUUGACAAAAAAAGUAUUACUAUUGAUAAACCACUUUUAUAUACACAUUAAUCAGAAUUAGUAUAUAGAACUGAGGUGGGUUUAUUAUCAAGAAAUAUUUUGAUCAGGGCAGAAUCCAUAGUGAAUAAUGGAUACGGUGUACAUUUUCAUAUAAAUGGAAGGUAAAGUGAAGGAACAGUUGUAAAAAUUUAAAAUAUUGAAAUAGCAAAUGGUGGAUAAAGUGCUUUUGUUGGAAGAUAUCCUAUUCAUUUUUAUAAUAAUGAUGAAAUGGAUUUAUCAAUUAUAGAGAAUAAUUCUAUACACGACAGUUAUGCUCGAUGCAUUGUGUUAAAUAAUGUUAAACAUCUUAAUAUUAUAAAUAAUAUUUGUUUUAAUAUCAUUGGAAAUGCUAUUCAUUUAGUUAGUAGUUCAGAUGUGUAUAAUAGAAUAGAAUCUAAUGUAGUAUUAAGAAUCAAAUCAACUUAAUAUCUCGAUAAUUCAUGUUCUUUCUUUAAUUAUUAAUCAUAUACAACUAAACUUUAAGAUAUUGAUAGAUUAUCUUCGGCAUUUUAUAUUUCAAAUCCUCAUAAUAUACUAUUAAAUAACAGGGCAAUAGCUGGUGAUUAUAUUGGAUUCAACAUUUUUAUAAAUAGAAUUACCAAUCAUAAUUAUUAAAUUAUGGAACCCCUGGCAUGGGAUGUUCUUAAUAUUUAAAAUAAUUAUGUUCAUUCUAUUAUGGGUUAUGGAGUUUAAAUCUAAAUUUUAUUAGAGAAGGAAUAAAUAUUUACAGAUAAAGAAUAUUAUUUAUCACCUCUUCUAAAGGUAUUUACUGUUUGGUAAAAUAACUUAAAUGAUUUUAAUAUCGUUAUUAAAACACAAAAUUAAGUUUUUGAAUCAUAAAUCAAUUUCCUUAAUGCAGAAACUGUUGAUUUUAAUAUUAUUACUUCUUCACUAUUUACAUCAAUAAAAAAUUCUUUGAUUUUUAAGAUUAAAUAUGCCAAUAGUAAUUAGAAGUUUAUUGUAUAUAGAUUUAGAGAUAAAAAAUUUAAUUAAAUAUUAGAAACUCCUAAUCCAAAUAAUUGUUAAAUGGGAGAUUGGUAUAAUGAUUAAAACAAUAAAUAUUUAUAUAUUUGCAUUUCUAGAGAAAAACUAAUUAAUUCAUAACCCAUUAAAAUUAAAGGAGCUGUAUGUAUAAGUGAAGAUCAAUGUAAUUUAGAAAUAGAUAAUGAUUAAUGUGCUAAACUAUAUCUAGAAUAAAUAUUGGAGAAUGAAAAUUAAGAUACUGAAAAUGAAACUAAUAAUAAUGAAAAUGAAAAUAAUAAUAAUGAAAAUAAUGAAACUGAAAAUAAUAAUAAUAAUAAUGAAAAUGAAACUAAUAAUGAAAAUGAAAAUAAUAAUAAUACAAAUGAGAAUAGUAAUAGUAAUAAUAUUUAUAAUUGGUCUUCACCAUAUGCCUGGAAGACAAAUAAAAUUCCAUAAUUAGGGGAUAAAAUUGUUAUAAGAAAAGGCUAUUAGAUAACUCUUGAUGUAGAUCCUCCUUAAUUAAAUGAGAUAAUAAUUGAAGGUACAUUAAGGUUUGAUGAGAGAAGGCAAUCUUCAUUAUUAUAAAGCAAUUCAAUCAUUAUUAAAUAAGGUUAGAUAAUAGCAGGAAAUAAAGAGAAUCCAUUUCCACACAAGAUUACUAUUAAAACAUCAAAUUUUUAAAUAAGCAACAACUUAGAAUUGUAUUCAAAUGUGCCUUAAACUUAUUAAACUAGAUUAAUAUAAACAAUUAAAUCUGGAUCUAAUUAAAUUGAAGUAUAAGAAUGUUUAGAUUGGCAAAUUGGAGAUAAAAUAAUAUUAGGACCAUCAGGAACUAAAUGGAAUUAUAAUGAAGAAAAAACUAUUAUAAAUAAAUAGAAUUGUAUAAUUACAUUGGAUUCUCAAUUGAAAUAUGAUUAUUAUGGAGAUAGAUCAAUUACAAUAAUAAAAAAUAACAUAGGAUAACUUGAUAUGAGAACUUUAGUAGUUCAUAUAAGUAGAAAGAUAAGAAUUCAAAAUUCUGAUAUAAAUAAAUAGGGAGUUAUUUAAAUAAAUCAUGGUUUGAUAAAUGAUGAAAUUUACAUUGGUUAAAUAAUAUUAUAAGGUGUAGAAGUAAUAAGUUUUGGUUAAUUGGAAAAAGCAGGAUUAAUAUUUGAAAAUCUCUUUUCUUCUAAUAUAUAAAGUAUAAUAUUUGGAUGUAGUUUUAAAGAUGCAAAUGGAUAAUUUUUAAAAAUAUCUAAUUCUUAUCCUAUAUAAGUUGAAAAUAAUGUAUUUUAUUCAGGAAUAAAAACUUUGGUAGAAAUUGAAAAUUAAAUGAAUGUAAAAUUUAAAAAUAAUAUUUUAAUGAAUGUAAAAAGAUCAGAAACAAAAGAUUGGGCUGUUUUGGCUAUUUUUAUGUUUUCUUAAAAUAAUAUUUAAAUUUAGAGAAGUAAUGUAGAUAUAUCAAAUAAUAUUGGUUAAGGAUCUGAAGAUGCAGGAUUUUAUAUAGUUUCUUCAUAAUGUAAUUCAAUGAAUGAAGUAAAUAUAUAUAAUAAUGUAUGUUCAUCAGCAGAAAAUGCAUGCUUUUCAGUUAGACAAAGAUUUUAAAUUUGUGAUUUUGUUUCAGAUCUUUAUGCUUAUCAUAGUAAAAUUGGAAUAAUGUUUGCUUUAAAUUCAUAUUAAUUAUAAAUAAAGAGAUUUAUAACUGCAGAAAAUAAGAUAAAUCUAAUAUUAAAAGGAUCAUCAAGAGAAGAAAGAAAUAAUAUAAUGAAAAUGAGUGAUGGUUUUAUUACAGCAAUAGCCCGUCCUAAUUGUAUAAAUUGUUAUGAAGACAUAGAUAUUAAUUAUUGUUCUGGUACAUUAGGUAUGUAAUUGGCAACAAUUUCAUCUUAAUCUUUUCCUCCUAUAUAAUAAGAUUUAUUAUCUGAUAAAUUUGAUUAAAUAAUAUCAGAAUAAGUAAUUGAUUUAAGAGUUUUUAUAAACAAUUUAGAGUUCAAUUAAUUUAAAGUGAACAAUAAUGAGAUUCCAAAUUGUGUAGAGAAUGCAGUUUUUAGAUAACAUUAAAAAGCAAUUGAUAUGACAGGAAGACAUUAUUUAAAAUAUACAAGUUGUACUGAAUGUGAAUUUGAAUCAUUAUUAUAUAGAUUAAGAGAUUCAGAUUUUAAUAAAGUUGGAUUUUUAGGUGGUUGUGGUUCAAUGGAAUGUACAGGAUAAAAAAAUGUAUUAAUAGAAGAUUAAACAGGAGAUUUCUUUGGAGAAAUUGGAUAAGGAAUAAGUAAUAAUACAAUAUUUGGAAUGAGUGUAAAAUAUUGUAAGAGAAUUGAAUAAUGGAAUGGUUAUUGGUGUCCUGGUAGAAAUAUUUAAGUUUUAAAUUUUAUGAGUAAUGCUCCUGAUUAAGAUUCUCGUUUAUUUUCUCCUAUUUAUAUAUCAGAUGGAACUUUUAAAAAUAUUAUAAAUAGUUGUUAUGAAUGGAAUUGGGAAUAAUAGAAACCAAUGAUAACAAGAAAAUCAAAAUUUUUAAGUUUAAUUAAAGUAAAUUCGAUAAUAAAAUUGAAUACAACUGGAUAGUUUCCUACUUCUUCUACAUAUUGGUUAUCUAAAAAUUAAGAUUCUGAUAAUUCUGAUUAUGCAAUCAUUUCAAUUAAAUUUGAUUAUUAUUUAAUUCCUAAUGUAUAUGUUAAUGGUAAAAGGAUAUAGUAAAAUAAUAUAUCCCCAAAAAUAUGUGGAUCAAAUUCUCUUUAAUUAAAUAAAAGGGAGUUAAAUUUUACAGUGACUUCAGAAAGAGAUUGUUUUGUUGAUGUAAAAUUCAAGAGUUAUGUAUUAACAAAAUCAAAUGUUCUUGCAUAAGUAUAUGCAGCUUCUUGCACUGUAUUUAUGGCUUAUUCUAUUAGUAAAUUGAAUGCAGAUCCUAAUUUAUAGUAUUGUUCUAUACAUAAUAAAUAAAUUCGAAGACUAGAAGAAUCUGAACUUGUUGAAAUCACAAUUGAAUGGGCUAUUAUAGAUUAUGCAGAUCCAGGAACUUUAGAAUCAAUAGGAUCAUUGUAAAGAUUAUCAUAAUAUAUCGAAAAAAUAUCUUAAUUAACUGCAAAUCCUGAAUAUGGCAUUUAUGAAAUUAUAUCAUAAACUUACGAAACCUAUAUCAUAACAGAUUUAAACUUUCCUACUUCUGAACCAGUUGAAGGUAUAUAUAGUAUUAUUAAUAUUUUAGUUAUUGAUUCAUCAGUCUCAAAUCCCAUUAUCUAUAUUAAUAAUACUAAUCCUGAUUCUACAAUUCAAGAUCUUGAUAGUAUUUCUUUAACUGAAAAUGAAAGUGUAAAUUAGGAUUAAUAUGCUGAUCAUCAUCAAGUCAUUAUUUCAAAGGAUUAAGAUAUUCUUCAUAAUAAUGAGCAAAAUCAAGAUCUAUCUCUUAUCAUUAUAUUGUCUAUUAUUAUUCCAUUUAUUCUUGUUAUCAUUAUAACAUAUAUCUGCAUAAGGAAACUAAAAUAACGCAGAAAUUCAGUAGUGAUUCCUAUUAAUCAAAUAUAAUAAUAAGAGGAUACUACAAAUAAUAAAUUACCAGAUACUACUUUCAUGUAUAGAUCUGCUGUAAGAACACCUAAAACUUAAUAUAUUGAAAAAAUUGAAUUUGUUACCAAAGUUUGA